Penicillium oxalicum is the source of this 1389-nucleotide messenger RNA. RefSeq names its product putative inositol 5-phosphatase. Gene Ontology annotation, molecular function: phosphatidylinositol-4,5-bisphosphate 5-phosphatase activity. Gene Ontology annotation, biological process: phosphatidylinositol dephosphorylation. Lineage: Eukaryota; Fungi; Ascomycota; Eurotiomycetes; Eurotiales; Aspergillaceae. The coding region runs from base 1 to 1389 and encodes 462 amino acids. The record is from RefSeq and is a predicted model, not a curated record. The transcript has a single exon.
AUGGAGGAGCUUAAUGUUUAUAUCGUGACUUCCAACUGUGCCCGCAAUCUCAUCGAUGUCGAUCUUUUUGCGGCACACUUUUUUGACGUUCUUCCCUCCUCAUCAUCACCGCCAGAGCUCAUUGUCCUCUCGCUGCAGGAGCUUGCACCCAUUGCCUACUCAUUUUUAGGCGGCUCAUACUUGAGGCCGUACUUUGAUGCCUUCAUCAAAUCGGUCCAACAAGCCACUACCAGACGAUGGAAUGAAUCUUAUACCAAUCUGGUCAAGGACCACACCGGCAUGACUGCGUUGAUGGUCUUUGCUCGCGAAGACAUCGCGGGUAGCAUACCCGAGAUUGAUACUGCCCACGUUGGGUUUGGAUUCUUGGAGAUGGGCAAUAAAGGUGCGGUCGGGGCGCACCUGAAGUAUGCGUCUGCUGGACAACCCGCUCGAACGGCAGACUUGACCUUUGUCGCAGCGCACCUAGCACCGAUGGAAGAUGGACUCGUUCGAAGAAAUCAAGAUUGGCAGAGCAUCGUGGAACGACUAGUUUUCACACAUGGUCAAGAUACACAGCAGAGCGGGCCAGGGCACGAUCAGACAGCUGACGAAAGCACUUCGCUCCUCAAAGACAACGACCACCCGUCGUCGCACGUGGCAAAGAGGUCACCGCACAAUCUUUUUGCUCCGAAUUCAUACCUCUUCUUGGCAGGAGAUUUGAACUAUCGCACCUCGAACAUCAGUCCACUCAAGGAUGAUCAUGCGCGAUUUCCCAAGCGCAAAGCCACUCCUGACAACCCAAACCACUACUCUCAUCUUCUCAAAGAGGAUCAGCUCACGCGCGAGAUGCAGGAAGGAAGAGCUCUCCACGGUCUUACCGAGGCUCCCAUUCAUUUCCCGCCUACGUACAAGUUCUCUAGCACAGCGCAGGAGGUAGCACGGCAAUCUCUGGAAGCCAAUGACUCGGAAGCCGAGUGGUUGUGGUCGUCACAUCGAUGGCCCAGCUGGUGCGACCGGAUUCUGUACCUCGACGACACAGCAAAGUCACAGCGGGCGAGUGGUGGUCCUCGAGCACCGACGGUGAAGCCUGUGGUGUACGAUGCAUUGCCUCUCUUCCCUCAUUCCGAUCAUCGCCCCGUUGCGCUGAGCGCGGCCGUUUCUUUGAGAACAGCCGUGUCACCGGCGAAUCCAGACGCAACGGCCGACGGCGCAAGUGGCUCGAGCCACACUCAUACUGGUAUUCCGUUCCAGAUUGACCCGACAUGGCGAUCUCGGAGAGACGCUGCUCGACGAAAGGAAAUUUUGGUCGGUGCGCUUGCAUAUUUGGGGUUGACCUGGGAAGGUAACGGCAUGAUUCUGGCGUCUUUUAUCGGCCUAUUUGGCGCUUGGUUUGUUCUGCGUUCAUUGUAA